Molecule: messenger RNA, 839 nt
Organism: Zalophus californianus (California sea lion)
Lineage: Eukaryota; Metazoa; Chordata; Mammalia; Carnivora; Otariidae
Product: gamma-taxilin-like
Exons: 7
Coding region: 153-839 (228 amino acids)
Biological process (GO): regulation of cell cycle
Molecular function (GO): syntaxin binding
Source: RefSeq, a predicted model, not a curated record
GGUGAGCCCAGUACACUGCAUGCAAGAGUCAAGAGUGGAUCCUUCUGGACCAGAGGCUGGAACAGAUCCUUCUGAUAGUCAACAAGAUUCAGAGUGCAACAGGAACAAAGAAAAAACCUUAGCUGGAGGAGAGCAGGAAUGUUCAGAAGCAAAUGAAGAUUCUGCAGAAGAAACAAGCCCAGAUCGUGAAAGAGAAAGUUCACUUGCAGAGUGAACACAGCAAGGCUGUCUUGGCAAGGAACAAGCUAGAGUCUCUUUGCAGGGAACUUCAGUGUCACAACAGGACAUUAAAGGAAGAAAAUACGCAGCAGGCACAAGAAGAGGAAGAACAUCGUAAAGAAGCAACUGCACGUUUCCAGUUUACUUUAGAUGAAAUCCAGGCACAGCUGGAACAACAUGACAUACACAAUGCCAAGCUCUGCCAGGAAAACACUGAACUGGGAGAGAAGCUGAAGAAACUUGUUGAACAGUAUGCAUUAAGAGAGGAGCAUAUUGAUAAAGUGUUCAAACAUAAGGAAUUGCAGCAACAGCUUGUGGAUGCCAGGCUUCAGCAAACAACACAGCUCAUAGAGGAAGCAGAUGAAAAACACCAAAGGGAGAGAGAGUUUUUCUUAAAAGAAGCAACAGAAUCGAGGUACAAAUAUGAAGAAAUGAAACAGCAAGAAGUACAAUUAAAACAGCAGCUUUCUCUUUAUAUGGAUAAGUUUGAAGAAUUCCAGACUACCAUGGCAAAAAGCAAUGAACUCUUUACAACCUUCCGGCAGGAAAUGGAAAAGAUGACAAAGAAAAUUAAAAAACUGGAAAGAGAUGAUAAUAUGGUGUACCAAAUUGGAAAAUAA